Molecule: messenger RNA, 894 nt
Organism: Carassius carassius (crucian carp)
Lineage: Eukaryota; Metazoa; Chordata; Actinopteri; Cypriniformes; Cyprinidae
Gene: vip
Product: vasoactive intestinal peptide
Exons: 6
Coding region: 160-621 (153 amino acids)
Biological process (GO): epinephrine secretion; phospholipase C-activating G protein-coupled receptor signaling pathway; positive regulation of endothelial cell proliferation
Cellular component (GO): extracellular region; neuron projection; perikaryon
Molecular function (GO): peptide hormone receptor binding; neuropeptide hormone activity
Source: RefSeq, a predicted model, not a curated record
AAAGUAUUCAGACAUAUAAAACGAGGCGAGGGGUGAGACUAUUUAAAGAGACACAAGACCGCGCAAAGGAACUUAAAAACCCCACCUGGUCACUUUGGGAGGUUUUACUGGAGGUAUUUCAGGACCCCGAUCAGCGCGCGGAUCACAUCUCUAUAGCACAUGUGUAAAGCAAUGCUCGUGAGGAACGGCUCUCAGCUUUUGCUCUUCAUAACUCUCUCCAGUGUUUUAUAUGCCCGGACCUUAAGUUUACCCUUCGCCUCCAUGAGAGAUACAAGACACGCAGACGGGCUCUUCACAAGCGGAUACAGUAAACUUCUAGGACAGAUAUCUGCCAGGCGGUACCUGGAGUCAUUGAUCGGAAAGCGGGUCAGUGAUGAUUUGAUGGAAGACCAGGCACCGAUGAAGCGUCAUUCAGACGCAAUAUUCACAGACAACUACAGCCGCUUUCGCAAGCAGAUGGCGGUGAAGAAAUAUCUCAACUCCAUUCUCACAGGAAAAAGAAGUCAAGAAGACCCACCCAGCCUGCAGGAGGAAUCGACUGGAGGAGAGACCACGUAUCGGGAGAGCUACGAUGACGUCACUGUAGACCGACUUCUCAAUCAUAUACCAUUGCCUCUCUGAGGUUGGUUUGAAGACAAGAAAACAACUCUUCGAGACCAUCAUAGGUUUUCCAUUUACACAGUCUAGUAUAGGACAUCAACAUAAUACUAAAAGAACGUGUUGAAACCGAAAAAUGUGGUUACCUAUGACGUAAAUGUUUGCACUGUACAUAGAAAAUAAACUUUGAUGAGAGAUGUUAGCUUGAAGAUGUACAUAGUGUGCUUUGGCCUUGGAAACCAAAUUGCUUUGACAUGUUUCCUGUAAAUUGUAGAACAAUAAAUGCAUUGAAACAAA